Molecule: messenger RNA, 1859 nt
Organism: Prionailurus viverrinus (fishing cat)
Lineage: Eukaryota; Metazoa; Chordata; Mammalia; Carnivora; Felidae
Gene: ENPP6
Product: ectonucleotide pyrophosphatase/phosphodiesterase 6
Exons: 10
Coding region: 507-1613 (368 amino acids)
Source: RefSeq, a predicted model, not a curated record
CGUCCUCGAAAAUAGAGAUUCGCAAAGGAAGUUUUCAUCUCGGUGGAGACAUGUUGUUGGAGGAAGGGGCUCGGAGCCUUUAUCUCUGUAACCAGAGGCCGAAGGAAGACUACUCUUCGGGGCAUCAUCCACUUCCAAGAUUCUGUGGUCCUGGAGAGUGUUUCAGAAGGAAGGGGGAUGUUAGAUCUGGCACCUGGCAUUUCUCAGAGGGAAACUUCCUCCACAAGUUUGGCCCUUUCUGAAGUAGAGUCGUGUGGCUGACCUGGGGCCUAGGAAGAAGAAGAUCCAAGCACAAGCUGCGUGGACAGCUCCAGGCACUUCAGUCAGGGGUGUCCACAUCCUCCUCAGAGGGAUUCUGCUGAUGGAAGCGUUCUUGGAAGAGGUAGUCAAAGAAGAUGAAACGGUUUUUAAGAUGGAGAGAAGAUUACUGGGCCAAAGAUUAUGAACGUUCCCCAGGCUGAAGAAGCAUAUGGCUCAAUUUCCCUCCCGUCAGUGAUUAUGACACAAUGCUUAAAAAAAGUCUUCUCCAAAGCCGCCAUUGUGAGGUCCAUCAGAUGAUUGGAAACUACAUGUGGGACCCCAACACCAACAAGUCAUUUGACAUUGGUGUCAACAGAGACAGCCUGAUGCCUCUCUGGUGGAAUGGAUCAGAACCUCUGUGGGUCACUCUGACCAAGGCCAAAAGGAAGGUCUACAUGUACUACUGGCCAGGCUGUGAGGUUGAGAUUCUUGGUGUCAGACCUACUUACUGCCUAGAAUAUAAAAAUGUCCCAACGGAUAUCAAUUUUGCCAAUGCAGUGAGCGAUGCUCUUGACUCCUUCAAGAGUGGCCGGGCCGACCUGGCAGCCAUCUAUUAUGAGCGCAUCGAUGUGGAAGGCCACCACUACGGCCCCUCCUCACCGCAGAGGAAAGACGCCCUGAAGGCCGUAGACAGCAUCCUGAGGCACAUGACCAAGUGGAUCCAGGAGCUGGAGCUGCAGGACAACCUGGACGUUAUCAUCUUCUCGGACCAUGGGAUGACUGACAUUUUCUGGAUGGACAGAGUGAUCGAGCUGGACAAGUACGUGAGCCUGAGUGACCUGCAGCGAGUGAAGGACCGAGGGCCCGUCGUGAGCCUCUGGCCAGCCCCCGGGAAGCACUCCGAGGUAUAUAACAAGCUGAGAGCGGUGGAACACAUGACCGUCUACGAGAAAGAAGCCAUACCCAGCAGGUUCUAUUACAAGAAAGGGAAAUUCGUCUCUCCUUUGACCUUAGUGGCCGAUGAAGGGUGGUUCAUAACUGAGAAUCGAGAGUCACUUCCAUUUUGGAUGAACAGCACUGGCAGGAGAGAAGGCUGGCAGCGUGGGUGGCAUGGCUAUGACAAUGAACUCAUGGACAUGAGGGGCAUCUUCCUGGCCUUUGGACCCGAUUUCAAAUCCAACUUCAGAGCCGCUCCAAUCAGGUCCGUGGAUGUCUACAACAUCAUGUGCAACGUGGCAGGCAUUGCUCCCCUGCCCAACAAUGGGUCCUGGUCCAGGGUGAUGUGCAUGCUGAAGGGAGAGGCUGACUCAGCUCCGUCUGUCUGGCCGAGCAGCUGUGUUCUGGUCUUGAUUCUACUCCGACUGUUUGCAUAGACGCUGCUAUCGUUGUCCCCAAACACUCAGCCAAGUGUGCUCCACGGUGCAAUGGUUUUCAUUUUCUAUUUGAAUAACAGCUUCAUUAACACAAUCAAGGCCACAAAAAUUGUAAAUAUACUGCUCUUGGAUGAUUCCAUACAUAAAAGUCCCUACUUCUUAAAAAAAUUUUUUUUCUUUAAUGUUAAUUUUUGAGAGAGAGAUAGAGUGUGACCAGGGGAGGGGCAGAGAGAGGGAGACACAGAA